UGCCCUGGCGUGCCGGCAUUUUGCCAUGUGUCGGCUGGCGAUCUGUGCGUCGCGUACAAGUUUUCCUCGUGCGUCUCCUUGGGUGUUGCUGGCGCAGUGAACUGGCGCGAACGAUUGUUGUCGUUUGGUCAGUGGUCUCCCGUGAAGAUCGUGCUGUCGAGGACCGGAUUCGUCGACGCAGGGUCUGAGCAUGCACUGCAUCAGGCCUAUCUACUGCUACCUCCGGCUGUCUGCCCUGCUGGCUUCAUCGGACAAAACAAGUCGCAGGAAGCUGUACCACGUGCACUGCACUGGGACCACCUGACCAGCACGGUGACGUCGACGGAGACAUCGUGGCUCCCGGAUAAAAGCAGCAGCCUUUUCGAUGUUCCCUUCAGUGGACUUGGAAGCACCGAACGAGCACGGAUGCUGAUCAAAUUUUUUCUGAUCGCACAGCGCCUGUCUCGUGCUUCUGAAAAGAGCUUGCGGUGUUGGCGUGAACAGACAGAGUUCAUCACUUGUGCAUGUGCAACACAUUGGCGGAGGCAAUAUGAACUGCAUUUCUCACUAGCUGGACAAGUCAGAAUGGCAAUGCACCUUGGAGAACAAGACUCGAAUUGUGAAAGUCUGGUGAUUUCACAGAACUUUGUUUUAUGUCAAGAUGGGCUGACACCAUGUCACCUGAUGCUGUCACUCUCUGUUCUAUCUGUGUCCCCUCUCGCCUCGCACAUAAGCGCUGCAGUUUCUUCAGUGCUUCUGAGGGGAGUCACGGAUAAUUGCAGCUGUCAGGUGGCUAAUGUGACAACGGCCAGGGAGCUCCACAGGGCAUUGUGCACAUUCGAUGCGGUGGGGUGAAAACAAGCUUCUCCCAUCUCCUUUCCUCUCUUACUUGUGCCUGUCAUGUAUAUACACACUCUGAACACCCCCCCUCCCCCCCGACGUGGUGUGUGUGACAUCAGCAGCAGUCCACCGCAGCAGCUGGAGUGGGAAAGUCAAAGGAAGAGACAAAGAAAGCUUCACUUUAAAACAAAAUGCGUAAAGGUUUCUAUGCUUACCCAAUGAGGAAACCCGUCCGUCACGUAAGAUGAUUGCUUUCAAGAUAAGGCCCGCAUGAGCGAGCGAAUUGUAAGAUCGGGCCUGCGCAGCCGUGCCAUAAGCAGCGGCCGCUGAUGUACAGUUGAUAAUGGUUUGCAUCGAGAGGAGGCAGCAUCAUUGACCACAUCUACGUAUGACGUCUACCUAACGUGACACUGUUCAAUUACGUCACGUAGAACAGCACGCAUUGGCCAAUGCUCAUCUUCCAUGAAGCAGCAACAUCAUCCAAAUGCACCAUGAUAUAAAAGGAGUGAACAGUGCUACUACUGGCCUCUGCUUCAUACUCAUGCUGGUCUCAGUUUAACAUUUUGGUGUUGCAAAUGCGCUUCUCCAUUUCAUGAUUUUUUUCGUGGCGUUUCUCGCAAUUAUAUUAAAUGCAGCAGCAUAUGACGACAAAACAGUAGGUGAUCAGUCGCAAAUGCUUAUGCAUCAUUUAGAUAACUCCCACAGGAUACUCUGCAUGUAAUUUUAUCUUUUUCCACUUUCAGUAUGCUUCAGCGCUAUGGUAUGCUUGACCGCGUAACCUUGCUAUGUCCAGUGUUUGUGACCCCUUCCCACUGUUGGUAUACUUCAUCACAAUGCUAAGUGCAUGGUUGAAUGCGUAACACCACUGUAUUGGGAUGAAGCUAACUUAUGGGUCUGACAUUACAGUUUUA
This is a messenger RNA of Dermacentor andersoni, 1730 nucleotides long. NCBI's taxonomy places the organism in Eukaryota, Metazoa, Arthropoda, Arachnida, Ixodida, Ixodidae. The record is from RefSeq and is a predicted model, not a curated record.